Messenger RNA from Diospyros lotus (date-plum), 1875 nucleotides. RefSeq lists its product as uncharacterized. Lineage: Eukaryota; Viridiplantae; Streptophyta; Magnoliopsida; Ericales; Ebenaceae. The transcript has 7 exons. Gene Ontology annotation, molecular function: cullin family protein binding. Gene Ontology annotation, biological process: positive regulation of ubiquitin-dependent protein catabolic process. Bases 126 to 1658 code for a protein of 510 amino acids. The record is from RefSeq and is a predicted model, not a curated record.
UAGAAUGUCAUAGUAUCCCUUCUUUCGCCGGCCGAGGAGGGAAUCACCGACGGAAGAACCAAGACAACUCGAAGAGUGGCGUUUGCUUCGUAGUUCUGAAUCUCACUGGAGAUUUAGAGAGAGAGAUGGAGGAAUCGCAAGAAAUUCUACUGAAGUCGCUGGCGAAGUCAGGUGUUCAGAUCCCGCCGGAAGUGUCUUCCAUCGGUGACCUAACGCCGGCCACGUUGGUCGCCGUCUGUGCACAGUCGCUCCGCUUCAUCGACGAGACGAAGACAGCGUCGUUUUCCGUCUCCCUUCCAGACUCCAUGGCCGACCGCUUCAAGAUCUGUACGGACUUGGCCAACGCCUUCACUGACCUCGGUUUCAUCGGCGACAUCAGCUUCCACAAGUUCCUGUAUCCAUCUGAAGAGGACUUGUAUACAUUGAUGAGGUUCUUAGUGAAGAAGCUGUCUGAAUUGCCAGAAGAAGUAGAAGUUGUUGACAAAAGGAAGGACAAUGUAUUCAAAGAUACUCUGGAUUUGUCUGAACAGUCUGAUAUUCACAGGGUGGAUCAGAAUUCUAAUGGAGUUACAACCAGAUUAAAAGAUCUGAGACUGAACACUGAAAUGCCAGAAACAUCUAAUUUCAGAUCCACAGUUAAAGGUUCCAGCAAGGAGGAUUUAGGAAGUGUAGAAGAUGACAGAGAGUCAAUGGAACAACUUGGGGGCUCCAUAAUUGAAGAAUGUGCAGAUCCAAUGGAUGAAAAGGAUGCAUCUGAGAUUGAGCAAAAACUAAAUUCUGUAAGAAAGGAGUCAUGUGAGAUAAGAUACAAGAUUGGAAAAUUAAGAAGUCUGGAAAAAGUGCUCGUGGAGGAAGCAAGUGCAAAGACCCUAGAAGUACAGCAUCUAGAAGAAGAACAUGAGUUGUUGAAAUCAGCAGCAGAAAUGGCGUUUAAUGAUCAAGACACUGCUGACUUCUACAUUCUACAGCUUAAUGAUCAGAUAGAUGAAAGAAGGCGUCAUCUAACUGAGCUGGAGAAACAAUCGCAUGCCCUCAGAAAGCCCUUGGAAGAGAAGAGGAAAAGCUUAGAGGAAGCUCUGUAUGCUUCACAACCCGAGUCUCUGGAAAAGCUGAAAAAGAUGGAAAAAGUUGAGCUGGAAACUGAAGCUGUCCUAUUUGAAACUAAAAAGAGGGUGGAAGAACGUUCUAAACUCUCUGCAGAUCUUGAGAAUCAACCCAAACUGGCAUCGAGGAAGUCCUACAUAGAGCGGGUCACGGAGAUCACCAAGAACAGCGGGAAACAAGACUCAGACAUAGAACGGAUAUUAAGAGAGACCAGGGAGCUCCAACUAGAGAGCAACUACAUCCAAGAACGCCUAAAUAGAACUUUUGCUGUUGUGGACGAGACGGUUUUCAGGGAAGCAAAGAAAAACCCGGUGGCGCGACAAGCUUAUAGGCUAUUAACCAGCAUUCAUGAGAGCUUUGAACAGAUAUCGGAUAAUAUCCUUACCACUGAUAGAAUACGUAGGGAAGUGACUGAAUAUGAAGCCAAACUUUCAGCAUUGGCCCGUCGAAGCUUCAAAGUUGACAAACUUAAAGCAGAUCUUGAUGCCAUCAGGAGAGAAAACGAGCUCAUAGAGAAACGACUCAAUAAUUCGCAAAAUGCCGCGGAUUGUUGACGUUCUUGUUCUUGUGGCCUGCAAUUGCAAGAUCUUUUUGUCAUUUUGUAAACUUGCUCAUUCCUCUUUAUUAACGACGAAGAAUGCAUUUCUUCUCUUGUCAUUGCACUCCCCGAGUUUGUAUUCGGUGGAUUUGGUAACUGAUUUGAGUUGUAUAGGCUGAAUUCUUCUAAAGAGCUGGGAAAAUGUGCUGCUUUUAAUUGGUUUGGUUAAGAAA